GGUCGAUCCUUGACGGAGUUUCUCAUCCUCUGAGUUUCAGUUUUACUGCACCUGCUAAGUUGCUCUCAUCCUGCGCAGAUGUGGCUGGCGCCUUUCAACUCCACAAGGCCCUGAGCCUUGAGCAAGGGGCGAUAGUACGUGUUCGACUCUAGCCACAAACAGUGUUCGCGCAGAGUUUCGAUUGUCCGGGCGCCGCGACGCGACUCACCGGACUGAAAGUGGGAAAUGUGCAAUCCAACUGAAGGAAAGCAACAGCUUAGGGACAACCACGGAAUAUUCUUUAUUAUGCAGUUGAAACUGAUGUAGUUGCGUACAUUUUAAAAAUAAUAAUAGUAAUUAUUAAGAUAGACCGGUAUCAAACAAGUAAUUAAAUAUGGAUAAAACUAAAUACGGGAACAUAACAGAAAAUAAAUAUUUGCUACGAAGGGCCCUAAUAAAUAAUUUGAAAAUGCUUCAAAAUUAAUUACGUUAAACGGCUAUUAAAACCCCUGCACUGCUGAGCUGCUGGCCGGUCUUGUAAUUCCAUAGUUAACGGCUUAGCAGCACACAAGGUCUACACACGUACAGCUGGAAUGCACGUUAAGACAAAAGGACGACAAAGGAUAUAUUUCUGUCCGGAAUUCAUACAGAGUUUUGCAUACAUCUGACAUAUAAAUCAGGAAAUGGAGUACAAUAUAUAUUCUGCUCGUGUAUAAAUACACUGUCGAUAAUUUUACAUAAAAUAGAACAUUUGUUUGAGAAUUACGAUUCCCUGUCAUUGUGGCAUUGUGGAAGUGUAUUUUUACAAGUAAGAACACAUCAGCAUUAUAUAAACACAGUUCCUCUGCCUUCGCUGUGUAAAGUAAGACUCAUUCUGAUGAUAUUGAUAAUCGUGGUGAUGGCUCAGGUGUUUAUUCAGAGGGCAUGGAGGUUAUCCACUGCGCAGGACAGCACAAUAUUUCUACAAGUCCUCAUUGUUCUCAUCUUGAUUAGGGGCUCUUCGGCAGGAAGUAAUGCGUGUGGAUAUGGAGAAUUCCGGUGCAACAGUUCACGUCUGUGCGUCCCCCAGGUCAGAAACUGCGACACGCGACCUGACUGCCCCGACGGAAGCGACGAAUGGAAUUGCUCUGACGAGUUGGGCUUGCGGUUCUGGGAUCACUUGUAUCGGAAGCAGCCGGCGGCGGAACUGGAUGGACAGCUCUCUGACUGCUAUCUCGGUAACUGGAAUUCCUCACAAUGCGUUUGCGUGGGGAAGUCGGUGUUUUGCAACAACGCGGGCCUCUCUCGGCCACCGGCAGGAUUAACUUCACAUGAGUUGUAUCUUCUGGACCUUACUGGAUGUUCGUUUCCAGUUUUGAACUCGAAUGUAAUGACUAAACUUCCAGAUCUUCACACUUUGGUAUUAUCCUAUUCGGGAGUAAAGUUGCUGUAUGCAGGAGCAUUCUCGACCGUUCCAAAUAUGCAUACACUGCAUCUGGAUAACAAUCACCUGGAGACACUGCCUGAACCAAUUCUGCAAUCAGCAAACGUUCUGGAUACACUAAUUCUCAGUUACAACCAGCUGUCUAGAAUACCAAGAGAAGCGUUUCAGAACUUGCAUAACCUUCGUGAACUAGACUUGCGACAUAAUCUUCUUGCUGACGUAGAUGGAAGCGUCUUCGUACCCCUUACCAGUCUCGAGAAAUUGUUCCUUAGUGAGAACAGGUUGAAGUCCAUACCGAGGUUUACGCCACUUCCGGCACUACAAGAGCUGUCACUCACCCAUAACCGCAUCGGCUGGAUAGAACCCAGGGCUUUUUCUCAGCUUCCAUUACUUCAGAACUUGUACCUGUCCUGGAACGACUUGCGAUUACUUCAGAACGACACGUUCUCCAAAUUACCUCAUCUUCUAAUCCUGAGCCUGAACGGAAACAAAAUACGGAAUCUGGAAGUAGAAGCAUUCAGUGAGGUGCCACUACUCGAAUCUCUGAACCUGCAGCGCAAUGAGCUGAAGAGAGUGGAUAACCAAGUGUUUCAUCGCCUGCAGAAACUCAAGCACAUAUAUUUCGACGAGUUCCGCUUCUGCUCCGCCGCCGUUCACGUGAGAGUGUGCGAACCGCGCGGGGACGGUAUCUCGAGCUUGCAGCACCUGUUGGACAGCGUGGUGCUCCGCGCCAGUGUGUGGGUUAUGGCAAUACUGGCAUGUGCUGGAAACACAUUGGUUCUGCUUGGACGACUAGUGGCCCGAGAGCCAAACCCGGUCCAUUCCCUGUACAUUAAGACGCUCGCAUUGGCAGACCUGCUAAUGGGUGUUUACCUAAUGAUCAUAGCAGGAGCGGACUGGCACUACCGCGAUAUCUACAUCAAGCACGACUUCCAGUGGCGGCACAGCUCCAUUUGCAAUGCCUGCGGAUUUCUCAGCACGCUGAGCUGUGAGGCUUCAGUUUUGAUCCUAACGCUGAUCACCAGUGAUCGUCUUGCGUCCGUGACGCGACCCUUCGACAGGCGGCAACCCUCCUUGUGCCGCGCCACCCUGCUGGUCCUGGUUCUGUGGCUUCUGGCGGCAGUCGUCGCUGCACUGCCACUGUGCGUCGAGACGGUGGAUUACUUCGGCGUGGAGUUCUACGGGGGAAACGGCGUCUGCCUUCCGCUGCACGUUCAGGACCCGUUCGCUGAUGGUUGGGAGUACUCUGCUGCGAUGUUCAUCGUAGUCAACACACUGGCGCUGCUGUUCAUCAGCUGUGCGUACUGGCGCAUGCACCGCAUUGUGCGCUCCUCAGGCCUGUCUCUCCGCUCGACGCAGGACAGGCAGGAUCACGCCUUGGCACAGCGGUUUGUCGUCAUCGUGGCUACAGACUGCUUUUGCUGGAUACCUGUCAUCAGCGUGAAGUUGGCUGCUCUGGCUGGGGCCACGAUAGACCAGCAGUUGUGCGCAUGGCUUGCAGUGCUUGUUCUUCCGGUCAACUCAGCACUGAAUCCAAUACUCUUCACACUAACAACAUCAUUCUUCAAGAAUCAGAUUUCUCGCUUGCUGCACUCAUGCAGGUCAUGUGAGACCGGUCCUUCCCCGGACUCUGCGGCAUCGCUAAGCAACAUGCAACUGAACGUCCGUAAGCGGUACCCUAGCAGUCAGCCACCAACACGAUCCAGCACACUACGUAGUCAUGGCAGCUACAAAUCUAUACAAGGAACAGCUGUGUAGACAUAACGUAGCUACACGUCUACACAAAACGGAGCUGUGUAAGCAUCGCAAACAACGCAUUUGUCGAUAAAGGACCAAAAACAUAGUUUUACGAAACGAAAGUGUUGUGUAGAUGCACGAUAAGGAGAGCUGUGUAGACAAACGUCUAUUAUCCAUAAGAACCGAAAACAAAGAUCUAUAGGUUAUACAUGCAAGCAGACUGAUACUUUGUAUACAAAUGGUAGUGAACAUGUGUGUAAAUAUGACAUUGGACAUGUGUAAACGCACUCCAGUGGACAGCCACAUGAUAGGAGACUGCUAAGUAGUGACAUGGUAAGAGGACAGCAGGGGCAGCUAUGUAGGAACAGAACAGAACAAAGGACAGAUGUUUAAGUAAAAGGCUGGAGACACCUGUGUAGGCACACUGUAGGAGGCAAAGUCAAGGGCAUAGGUAUAUGACAAGAGAUAGCUAUGAAGGCCCAUAACACAAGACAGCGGCAUGUGUAUAUGGCUGUGGAUAUGGGUGCAUAGACAAACAGCAGGAGACAGCUAUGUGUAGGAACAUAAUAGGAAACUUGUAACUUAGGCACUUGCGUUAGACAUGCAUAUGCUCACAGGGGCAGAGAUUUUCCUUGACAUAUGACAGGCACCAUCUUCCUACAAUCAUGAAGGGGUGCAAGCUACAAGGCACAUGUUAAUUUAGGAACUUGCAAUCACAACAUAGCAUGCCUCAGGUUGUGGAUGGAGUAUAAGGCUUCCAAAUGUGGAGGGUAACUGUGAGUAUAUUAAAUAAUCAGUUGCAGACUUUAAACAAGGGGCUGUCCUCCAGUCCAGGGAUUUAACAUGGGGAGCUAACAACUCCUCGUAGUAAAGAACCCAGCACAUUUCAAAGUAUUACACAAAAGUUUAGAUUUCAUAUUUCUCCACUUGGUCUCUUGUUAAGGGAAGAACAUACGUAUAUUGAAGGUAUCUGAGUUGAGUGUGCUGAUGAGAAUAUUUGGACCUAAGUGGGAUGAAGUGAUGAGAGGGUGGACAUAGUUAAAAAUGAGGAUUUCCACAAUUUGUACUAUUCACAAAAUAUUAGUAUCAUCAAAUCAAAGGGGAUGAGAUGCAUUGAUCAUGUAGCAUGCUUGAGGAGAUGAGAAAUGUGUACAAAAUUUUGACUGAAAGCCUGAAUAGAUUACUCAGAAGACAUAGGAGGGCAAUAAUAUAUUUAAUUCUAAUUAAAUGGGGUUGGGGAGGGCACAGGCAGGUUGGAUUGGAUUCAUCUAGCUCAUUACAAUGACCAAUGGCUUAUGAACACAACAAUCAACCUUCAAAUUCCAAAAUCAGGACUUUCUUGGCCAACUGGGCAUACUAUCUACCAGCUUCUUAAGGACUACAGACCUUUGAGUUAAUGUUUGCUACCACAAAGAAAAGAAUGUGUCUGCAUUACAAAGACUGGUUGAUUAAUACUAAAAAAAUUAAUCAUUGCUUAUUGUGAGAAUCAUCUAAAGACUGUAAAUAUACCCUUGAAAAAAUGCAGUAAUACUUAAUGUUGCAUUAGGUGGCACAUGUAAGUUACCACUAUGCUCUAAGAGUUAAAAGGAGAAGCAGAUACAGUGGAAUCACCAUAUUAAUUGAUUUAUAGUUGGAGGACCAAAGGGGUUUGUGAAAAAACACCAAAAAUAUAAGUGACUUGUCAUCUGUAAAUAUUAGGGGUUUCAAUAGCUGACAUAGUAACUGUUAAAAAUACCCUUCAUGUUAUAAAUAGCUGAGUGUGUGAUGGUCUUGUUAUCACUGUCUGGUUGUGAUAGUUGACCAGAAUGUGUGAUAAAAGUACCCACACAGAAACUGAAGGAUGACAGGUGUUGGAAAUUCCCUUUGAUGUACUACUCCCAGAAUAAAACAGAUGAACAAUCAGCUAACUGUUGAAUGUGCACACCAAAUGAACUACCCGCAUUCAUGCACUGUCUGUGCACAAUGUGUUCCCUGUGUUUGUGUGUGCAUGCCUACAUGAAAUCCAUUUCUUAUGCAUGUAUCACACAGAGAAAUUCAUACAUCGUUUCUUCCUGUGUGUAUUGCCAGAUGUGCCAAUUAAAGAACCUAUAAUAUAAA
This is a messenger RNA of Zootermopsis nevadensis, 5236 nucleotides long. RefSeq lists its product as uncharacterized. Gene Ontology annotation, biological process: adenylate cyclase-activating G protein-coupled receptor signaling pathway; hormone-mediated signaling pathway; activation of adenylate cyclase activity. The record is from RefSeq and is a predicted model, not a curated record. Gene Ontology annotation, molecular function: G protein-coupled peptide receptor activity; protein binding. Gene Ontology annotation, cellular component: plasma membrane. Lineage: Eukaryota; Metazoa; Arthropoda; Insecta; Blattodea; Termopsidae.